GUGUUUAGUGUGUAUCUGACAGUUGUGGGGGAUGUAUGUGUUACAACUCUCUCUCUCUCCUAGACUUGUUUAAGUUCCAGCAUCUCCCUUCAUCAUUUAAAAAGGAAAUAGUGAUAGAUGGUGUAAGAGAAUCGUGUUGGAGAGGAGAGUUCCACUGUACCAUCCCUCUUGUAUAGUGGGAUUUAUGGUACACGGACAUAAUGUCUUCAAAUGGCGAGCCACCCACGUCUCAGGCAUUUACACCUUUUUGGAUUGCUGGGCCAGGCUCCCCAUCUGCCCCAGUGGUCGGUAAUCCUGUUGCCAAUCCUGUUCCCAGUAGUGACCUGGGAACUCUAGGACCUGCAGGUGUGGCCAGCACAGUGCAACCCACUAUGUCACAAGAUAUCACAACUAUGGCCAAUGCCGUCCCUCACGAUGACUUCACAAAUGGGCUGCCAGAGGCACAGCCACCACCACCACAGCCUCAACAACCAGGGCCUCCAGAUCCUCAGCCCCUAGUUGAAGCACCUCAGUCAGAGCCCACACUAGAAGCUCCUCAGGUGCAGCCUACCCCCACUGAAGUCUCAGUUGAUGGCAACCCUCCAGCUUGUUCUAGUGGUGCCCCAACCAAGUUCUUCCACACAAAUGUUGAGGAUGAAGAGGAGAACAUCAUGGACAAGAAAAAGAAGUGCAAAGUACAGCGUAGAAGACUUUCCCCAUCCCAUAGAGAAAUGAUUAUUGACCUUGUAUUUAAUGAAAAGAAAACAUCUAGAGAGGUUGCACGCUACAUGGGAUUGCCACAAUCAACAGUUAUGUCUGUAGUACAAGUUUUUAAGAAGGAGCACCGAAUACACAAGAAGACAGCUACAGGCCGCAAGCGUCGCCUUACAACUGCCCAAGAAUUCCAUCUGUUUGAAAUGUCUCAAGAAAGAGACAACAUAUCAGUCGAUGAAAUUCGCACACGCUUCUUGCAGUCUUUUCCAGAAUUUGGCCACAUAUCAAAAACUACUAUCUAUCGAACAUUAGAGAGAGGAAAGAAAGGGUUAAUAGGAAUGGACCCCCCUCCUGAGCGGUAUCUAGAACCUAUUGAGCGUUACUGGGGACCCAAAAAGAGAGGAAAGGCUAGGACAGGGACAGGGCCAGAAUCAACCAAUCACAGUUUACUUGAACCAAAUGUCAGUAUAAUGGAGGAAACGGGACCCAUUGAAACUACUUCGGACAAGGAUAUCAGCAGACAGAGACGUUCGCUCUCUAUUGCAGAGAGAGAGAUGAUCAUUAGUCUUUUCUUCAAUGAAAAUAGAACAAUUAGAGAAGUAGCAGACUUCAUGCACUUAGCUAAAUCAACAGUAUCAUCAGUUGUUCAGGUUUUCAAAAAGGAGCACAGAAUUCAAAGAAAGACCUCAACAGGUCGAAAAAAAAAGCUAUCCGAUGACCACGAACAAAUGAUUAUGGAUAUCCUCUCCCAAAAAGAAGACAUUACUAUAGAAGAAACAAGAAAUAGAUUCCUUUCUCUUAAUCCUGAAGUUCCUAAUAUCAGCAAGAGUACAAUAUAUAGAAUAAUGGAAAACUGUCAGUCAAAGUUGAGAGCCAGAUCUGAUAUGGAAGUAUUUGUUGGUACCUUUGUUCAUUCCACUGAGGAAAGCCCCAUGGUUAUUCUCACUGACAUGGUUAUGGGUGUUCUCAAUACCAAGAUUGAAUUUAUGGAAAGUUUGGAGGAAUUGGACCAUCUUAAGGCAGAGUAUGGCUUCACAGACUCCAACAUUCACUAUAUGACUCCAAGUCAGUUCAUGAUGCCAGGAAUGAUAGACACACACAUCCAUGCCUCACAGUUCCCCAACAACGGUGUAGCUAUGGACCUGCCACUACUAGAGUGGCUGCAAACGUACACAUUCCCAACGGAAGCUAACUUUUCCGACACUCUUUUUGCCAGAGAAGUGUAUAGUAAAGUAGUGGAACGAUUGUUGCGCAAUGGGACAACAACUGCUGCAUACUUUGGAACUAUCCACCUUGAGGGUUCCAAAAUUCUGGCUGAUGUAGUACACGACAAAGGUCAGCGUGCUCUUAUUGGUAAAGUGAAUAUGAUGCGCAAUUGUCCCGAAUAUUACCGUGAGCUGAGUGUGCAGGAGUCUAUCAGAGACACAGAAGAGUUCAUCCGUUAUAUUAGAAGUAUUCAGUCUCCACUAGUGCAACCAAUUGUCACACCUCGGUUUGCCCCCACCUGCCCAGAGGAUCAACUAGCAUCAUUAGGUCAACUUGCAAACAAAUAUGGUUGUCAUAUUCAGAGCCACUUAUGUGAGACCCAACCUGAGUGUAACUGGGUUAAAGAACUUUUUCCAUGGGCCAAGUCCUACACAGAUGUAUAUGACAGUAUGAGACUUCUCAGUGAGAAGUCGGUAAUGGCCCAUUGUAUAUGGUUAGCUGAUGAAGAGAUCUACACUCUUCGUGAACGAGGAGUUGGUAUUGCCCAUUGUCCAAAUUCAAAUAUAUCUAUCCGUUCUGGCCUUUGUGACAUACGUCGCCUGUUAAAUCAUGGGCUUAAGGUUGGCCUUGGUACAGACUGUUCUGGUGGGUACAGUUCCUCUGUGUUAGAUGCUCUUCGUCAAGCACUGCAAGUUUCCAAUGUGCUCGCACUAGAGCGUGAUCAAGAUUACCAGAGACUCACCUUUAAGGAGGCAUUCCGUAUGGCAACGUUGGGAGGUGCCAAAGUGCUAAACAUGGAGGACCGUAUUGGGAACUUUGAAAUUGACAAGGAGUUUGAUGCUUUACUAAUUGACGUAUCUGCACCUGGGUCAGCAGUUGAUAUUUUUAGUAAGGAUACAAUAGAAGAUAAAAUUCAGAAGUUCCUGUACACUGGUGACGAUCGUAACAUUGCUCGUGUCUAUGUGGCGGGCCACAGAAUUUUGGAUCUACACAACAAGAACCUUCACUAAUUCCUUCAAAAGUCUUUAAGUAUGAUGGUAAUAUUUACAUGUUCAUGCAUUGAAGAAAUCAUAUUUAUUCGGUAUGCCUUAUAUAUGUGGAUCUAUUGAGUAGAACCAGUCAUUCUGCCUCAUCCCAGGUUCCUAAUGCAAAAACCUUAAAAAGAACACUAUUUAAGUGUUCUGAUAUACUGUCCAGCAAGUAUGCUCUUAGGUGCCAUAUCUAUAUAAAUGAAAGUUAAUACUAUUUUACAUUAUAAUAAUUAUUGAAAAGUAUUGUAUAUAGCUCAGACAGUUUUCUGGAAAUAGCUUUUACAAAAAUACAUUACUAUAGGACUUUUUAAAAAUAUAAGACAUCCUACUACUUAACGAGGAUUAAUGUGUACCGGUAUUGUAUGGUAUGUGGUAUGAAAAGCUAUUUUAGAAAAUAUUUAUUUUUAAACAAACAUUUAAAUUAAUAAAUGUUAAUGAAAUUGUCAGAAAAUUACAUUUCAAAAUACCCUCCAAAAAAUAAAAAUAUUGGCAAAAGCUUUUUUUCAUUCACUAAGGAUGUUUUAUUAGUUCUAUGGGGUAAUAACAGGAAAACUAUGCAAUAAUCAACCUUAAACCAAAGUUGGAGGUUUUACACAUUCAGCGUUGGCCUAUGUUAAGUGUAAUUCUUCCAUAUAUUUCCAUGCCACUGGUGAAGUAUUCUUAGUGAUUGAAAGAAGCUUUUUUUUUUUCCACCAGUUUUCCAAUUUCUAUAGGGUGUUAUGAUGUACGUACGUACGUGUGUGUGUGUGUGUGUGUGUGUGCAAAAAGCACUUUUCAUCAAGAGGUCAAUACCCAUAUUUAGACAGAAAUGAAGUGAUUGGUUGUCUGUAUAUUUUGACCUUGAACUGAGAUCCUCUUUAGCAGAUAUGAAUGUGAGAGAGAAUAUAUAAGGGGUGAUAAAAAAAAAAAAAAAGUGGGAUAGAUCAAGUGUACAAUCUGUCUUAGAGAAAGUUGAAGGGACAUGGAGCAGGUCAUUAAGAGCUACUUGUAGUAAAGAAUCAGUCUGGUAUCUUCAAGAAGAGAUGCUAACUUGGUAGUAGUAAUAACUUGCAUGUUGGCAUUACAUUUUAUACUUUGUGCUAAAAAGAAUAAAAAGGCACAAUACUGUGAAUGGAAUACACAAUGGUUCAAGUCAAUCAGAAACAUCAUCAUAAGUUUUUCUCAUAUGUGCGGGUUAUUUCUAUAUUGUGCUAGACUUUUUUAAGUAAAUUUUGAGGUCACAUCUGUUUCCGUUGCCCUUUUACAAUAUUAUUAACGUUUAGUAAAAUGUUAGUGGAGGCCUGCUUCUUUUGUUUUUUGCGUGAUGACUUUUUUUUUAUCCUUCAUGUUGAUGUGACUUGAAAUUUUUACUUGUUUAAACAGUAGUAUUUUCCUGGCUAUAGCUGGUGACUGCUAUUCCAUUACAUUAGUUUCCAAACCAUGGCCUGUCUACCCUACAAAAAAAGUUUUCAUAGAGGAUUGACACACACCAGAUGUUUCUCACUUAAUUGAUUGCUUGUGGUAAUUUGAGAAAUAGAUCUCAAGUUUGUUCGGAUAAGAAUACACAUCAGUGACAUUUUUCUUUUCUCAGAAUUGUCUUGAUAUGAUGAGAUGACUAGUUUAGCUACCCUUAAAGAAUUUACUACAACUAGCUAGUCAUUCCAUCUUAUCAAGGCAUCAUGAGAAGUACAAGAAUGUCACUGAAGUUGUGUUUUCUUACUCCAAUAAACUUGGAACUGCUUUUCUAAGACCCAUAUGGUGGUGUAUACCAACUCCCAUGUAACAGCUUUAAGUUAUAUACAUAGGGCAGACAGGCUGCACCUUGGAAACUUGUGUAACAAAAAAAAUAAAAGCUAUUAUUUAUGGCCAAAACUGCUGCUUUUCAACAUGUAAAAACUUUGAGCUACAUCAACAUGGAAAGAAGCCAUCACACACAAAAUGGAAUUACCACUUGCUGACACCCAAUUUAAUUACAUGAAAACAACAAUGGAAAGCAGAUGCAACAUUAAAAUUUGCCUUGCAGAAACAUUUUAGCAGUGUCAACAACAACAAAAACAGGCAAGUCAUUUCUACUACCGAGAUAUCCAACUGACUCUGCUACAAGUAGCUCAUGAUAGCCCUGCCCCCAAAAUUUAAAGCUUGCCAAAAUACACAGCUCAAAAUAUAGACAAACCUAUCAUUCUUAUCUCUGUCUUAAUGAGCACUGACCUCUAUAUACAUUCAUGGGCUUGCUCUCUCUCUCUCUCUCUCACUGCAUUUAGAUAUCUGGGAGUGAACCUGUCAGCAGUUGAAUCAGUGAAAGACCAGGUGAAUCAUAUAAUAGAUGAGGGUAAAAAGGUGGGUGAUGUAGUAAGGCAUCUAUGGAAAGAAGUAAAUCUGUAGAUGCAAAAAAAGGAAAUGUACUACCCACCUUUUUCACUUUAUUCAUUCAUUUUAUCAUAGACCCAUGUGCUGACAUGUCCACUCUUAAAUACUUAAAUAUAUCCACCUCUUCCAUACUCCUACUUUGUAUCAGAUCUGGUAUCCUUUAAUCCCAUACCCCUUCACAACACCCUGAGCAUUCACUUUACAACCCCACCUAUGCACAUGUUAAACAACCACUGUGACAUCCCAUAUCCCUGUAAGUUCUACUUUCACUGGGAAAGUGCCCCCCUCUCUCCUACAUGCCAUAACCUGAGCCUCACUGUGCAUAAAAACUCAAUCUUAUUGAUCCCACUCUAAAACAGUUUCAUACUCUAAGCAAAAUUUUCUGAUACACACUUUCAUUCUCCCAUUGUUUCUUGUUUUGCACCCUACCCUCCACCUCCUCUACUUCCUCUUUAUUUCCUGCACUUAGCUCACCUUUUCCUCAAUAGUUGCUGAUGUAAGUAAUGUGAGGGAGAUGGGAGAACUACACAGAUUAUGAAAAGAUAGCAAAGUUAGAUCACACACCUUGCCUUGAAGACAGCAACCUGCUGAAGAGGGUUUCUGAUGUAAAUCAAAAUAUAGAGUUUUUUUUUUUUUUUUUUUAAUCUUUUUUUUUCUGUCCAAGUUGUUUCUCACCUCUAAUGGGAAAUAAAAUAAUUGUAGUAUAGUUUAGCACUAAAACAUGCUAAUAAUCUACAGGUGUGUGUGUCAUCUGUAAAUGGCUGAAAUGUAUGAGAUGUUGCCAUUUACUCUCACUCAGCUUGGGGCCAUAAAUUUUAACUGGAAAUGUUCCCUAUGGUGAAUAUCAGUGUAGUAUACAACAGUGAUACUAUAUACUGUUCAGUAUACUGUAUUUUUUAAUAUUAAUCAUCAUUUAUAAUAAAUGAAUGCAGAUAGACUUGAAACAAUAAUCAAAGAAUGUUAAAGAUGUAAAUAAUUUUUUCAGGGAUGAUACUAAUAAUAAAUACAGCCUGGUUAUCCAGGCUAGCACCAUACGAGCCUGGCCUAUGGCUGGGCUUCUGGGAGUAGAAUGACUCUCAAAACUCAUCAAAUGUAUUGUGCACGGACACUGCAACAUGAUACAGUGGUGUGUAGGUACAUAUGUAUCUGGUACACUGUAGUGAUGUGUAGUACACUACAGUACAGUGCAUUGGUGUGUGUGGUACACUUAAUGGUACGUUGGAACAUGAUGCACUGGUGUGUGAGGUGUACAUGUAAUAAACAACAACACUGGUGUGUUUGGUAUACAAGUAUGUGUUACACUGGAGUACCUGUGUGAGGCACAUUCAUGUGGUACACUGCAACACUUUAGUGAGGUACACAUGGAUGUAGUACAUUGAAUUUUUAGACCAGGUUGUUCAUGUUAGAUAAUUAUAUAUACAAUGGUUUAAGUAUCAGUAAUGAGGCAUAAAGUGUUCCAGUAUGAAACUAUUUUAAAAAAAAGUAAUUGGUAUCAAAACUCAGUUUGACAGUCUUGAGAUUACCAGUUCAGUAUGCUAUCUGUUAGGCUUCAGAAGAGCAUAAAGGAUAAGGGGUAAUCUUGCUGGUAGUCUCUGGAUGGUCAGACUGAGUUUGAAUCCUGAUCACUUAAAGAGUAUUUUACAUUGAUUCAUGAUGCAUUUCUCAGUACAUGCAAAUCUAUACAGGGCAGCUAUCCCACGGCCACUGUGGACAAACAUUAUGAUGCCAAAUAAAUAAACAAGGUUGAGUUUCCUGAUACCAGCUUGCAGCUGUCAUAUUUAUACACGGCCUUGGUACCAAAUUUAAGAUUUUUAUUUUAUGCACUGAGUACUGCCAAUGAUAUAGUUUAAAGACCUUGAAACACAUUGUUACAAAAUACAUUUUUGUUCUUUUUUUUUAUCAGUCAGGCACUGCCACCCAUUAAUGUACUUGCCUAUUUGUGGUUGCAGGGGUCAAGUCUCAGAUCCUGGCCCUACCUCAUAACUUGCCACUCUUUAGAUUCACUCCCUCUUAGCCUCAUGGGACCUAUCUUAUCUGCUCUAAAACUAUGUAAGGAACCUAUCUCCACCACUUCCUCACCAAGAUCAUUUCAAAUUUGUACCACUCUGAGACUGAAGAAAUACUUCUCAACAACCUUUUGGCUCAUCUGUGACUUUAACUUCCAACAGUGUCCCCGAGUUCCCAUUUCUCGCCUCUCCCUGUUUACCUUAUCAGUUCCCCAAAGUAUUUUGUUAUCAUGUCUUCCCUGAUUUUUCUGUCCUCCAAUGCUGUUAGGUUCAAUUCCAUUAGCUUCUUGUAGCUCAGGAAUAAGUCUAGUUGCAUACUUUUGCACAGGUGCAGGUUCCAUACUGGUGCUGUAUACUUCAAAAUGGACCUUGUCAUAUAUUGUAUAAAGGGUCCUGGAAUGACUUUGUUGAGAUUCCUGAAGGCUAUGCUUAGAUUUGCCCAACAGGUAUUGGCUACAGAGGUUAUUUGGCUGAUGUUAGCCACUAGCAUUAUACUGGCACUUUGCUUACUCCAGAUUUUUCUCUUUGAAUAAAGUCUGCAGCCUCUGUCCCUCUAGUGUCUUCCCAGUUUCAGGAUUCUUACCCUUUACCUGACCAUUCUUGCAAUUUGUCCAGAUACCUUUGGAGCCUUUUCUUGUCAUCUUGUUUUUAUUCUCCUUAGGUUUACAUCUUCAGGAAACAGAUAUAUAUCUGAAUCAGUCACAUCUGAUAUGUCAUUCACAUAAAUCAGAAACAGUACUGGUCUUAAUAUGGAUCAUUGCAGAACCCCGCUAGUUACCCUUUUUUUUUUUUCCAACAUAUCGGCUGUUUCCCACCGAGGCAGGGUGAACUAAAAAAGAAAAAAAAGUUUUUUUUUUAAAUUUAGUAAUUUAUACAGGCCUUAGACAGGGAUGUGUAAUGUCACCAUAGUUGUUUAACAUAUUUAUAGAUGGGGUUGUAAAAGUAGUAAAUGCUAGGGUGUUUGGGAGAGAGGCAAGAUUAAAUUAUGGGGAGUCAAAUACAAAAUGGGAGUUGACACAGUUACUUUUUGCUGAUGAUACUGUACAUUUGGAACAUUCUAAAGAGAAGUUGCAAGGGUUAGUGGACGAGUUUGGGAGGCCGGGUAAAGGAAGAAAGUUGAAAGUGAACAUAGGUAAGAGUAAGGUGAUGAGGGUAUCAAACGAGUUAGGUAAAGAAAAUUUGGAUAUCACAUUGGAGGGAGGAAGUGUAUCUAUUAGUUAUUUUCCAUAGGGAAGUAGAGAAGAAGCUUUCCUCCAUAAGCUAUGCAUGACAUAAGAACAUAAGAAAGGAGGAACACUGCAGUAUGCCUGUUGGCCCAUACUAGACAGGUCCUUCACAAUCCAUCCCACUAACAGAAUAUUUACCCAACCCAAUUUUCAAUUCUACCAAAGCAAUAAGUUUGGAUAAUUCUAUUAACUUAUGUGCAAGUACCACUCAAAUCCAAGCCCUCUCUCUGUAUUUAUCCAACCUAAAUUUGAAACUACCCAAGGUUUUAACCUCAAUAACCCUACUAGGCAGACUGUUCCACUCGUCAACUACCCUAUUUUCAAACCAAUACUUUCCUAUAUCCUUUCGAAAUCUAAACUUCUCUAAUUUGAAUCCAUUACUGCGAGUUCUCUCUUGGAGAGAGAUCCUCAAAACCUUAUUUAUAUCCCCUUUAUUAAUACCCAUCUUCCACUUAUACACUUCGAUCAUGCCUCCCCUCAUUCUUCAUUAACAAGUGAAUGCAAUUUAAGGGUCUUCAAUCUUUCUUCACAAGGAAGAUUUCUUCUUCUUUCUUUCAACGCACCAGCCAUAUCCCACUGAGGUGGGGUGGCCCAAAAAGAAAAGCAAAAGUUUCUCGUUUUAAAUUUAGUAAUAGUAUAUAUAGGAAAAGGGGUUACUAGCCCCUUGCUCCCGGCAUUUUAGUCGCUUCUUACAACAUGCAUAGCUUACGGAGGAAGAAUUCUGUUCCACUUCCCCAUGGAGAUAAGAGGAAAUAAAAAAGAACAAGAACUAGAAAGAAAAUAGAAGAAAACCCAGAGGGGUGUGUAUAUAUAUGCUUGUACAUGUAUGUGUAGUGUGACCUAAGUGUAAGUAAAAGUAGCAAGACAUACCUGAAAUCUUGCAUGUUUAUGAGACAGACAAAAAACACCAGCAAUCUUACCAUCAUGUAAAACAAUUACAGGUUUUCAUUUUACACUCACUUGGCAGGACGGUAGUACCUCCCUGGGCGGUUGCUGUCUACCAACCUACUACCUAGGGGGAAGAUUUCUAAUGCUAUGUAUUAAUUUAGUCAUUCUAAGCUGAAUGUUUUCUAAAGAAUUUAUGUCCAUUCUGUAAUAUGGAGACCAGAACUGAGCUGUGUAAUCUAGGCGAGGCCUUACUAAUGAUGUAUAAAGCUGUAAUAUAAUCACUGAACUAAUGUUGCUUACACUUCUUGAUAUAAAUCCCAGUAAUCUGUUUGCCUUAUUACGUACGCUUAGGCAUUGCUGUCUUGGUUUAAGGUUACUGCUUAUCAUAACCCCCGAAGUCCUUUUCACAAUCUGUAUGGCUAAGUUCUACAUUAUUUAACCGAUAAGUGCUAGGGUUAUGGACACUCCCGAGCUUCAGAACCUUGCAUUUAUCUACAUUUAACUGCAUCUGCCACUUUUCUUACCAGGUAUUGAGUUUGUCUAAAUCCUCCUGAAGUUCCCUGACAUCUACAUUUGAAUCAAUUAUCCUACCUAUCUGUGUCAUCGGCAAAUUUGCUCAUUUCACUAGUAAUUCCCUCAAGAUCAUUGAUAUAAACAACAAUGGGCCCAAGACUGAUCCCUGUGGAAUGCCACUUGUUAUAGAUCCCCAAUGCCAGGAGCAAGGGGCCAGUAACCCCUUCUCCUGUAUAAAAGAAGAAAAACUUUGUUUCUUCUUUUUUUGGGCUACUCUUGCCUUGAUGGGAGACAGCUGUUGUGUUAAUAUAUAUAUACAUACACACAUGCUUACAUGCACAUGCGCACGCACACACAUUAAAUUAUGAACUGUAUUAAGAUUUUAUUUUGCUUCACCCCCAAGGGAGUGAUUUGAUGGUGAUGAAGGGCUCUGGAUCCAAAGAAUUGAAGAUAGCCAUUCCUUCCUUGGAUCAAACCUGUUUACUCCCAUUCCUCAGUGCUUCCCAUGAGUAUUAUGAUUAAUAAUAAUAUUGCUCCACAUUAAAAAUUUCACUUUUUAAGAUAUAUUAUUUAAUUGAUAAUUUCAAAUGUAAUUUAAAAAAUACUGAUAAAUUAUUUAAUUUUUAAUUAAAAUUACUAUCGGUCUUAGUUAUGUGCAAAUUUGUUUCAGAAUAUAUAUUACUCCAGAAAUAUUCCUAAUGUACAGUUUUUCUUAAAUUUUGAUAUUAAAUGUUUAGAAGUUACUGUAUAGACAGAUUAUUCAAUAGAAUUUGUAUAUAACUGUUUAUUGACUUAUCAUGUGUAAUGUUGAUAAACUUAAUAUUAUAAUCUAAAAUAAUGAUGAAAAGGAUUGAUACAUACUUAAUAUACAUAUUUUUCAACUGUUUUGAAUUUUACUUAAAAUAUCCAUAAAUUUGACAUUUACCUCAACAUUUAUUACUUAAAGUGAUAAUUUAAAAAGUAUGGAGUAUAUGGUAGAUGCAUGUUGCUUAAGUUAUUUAGAUCCUUCUGGUCAAGUAUUUGACCACCCCAAAACAAUAACACCCAGUGAGUAUGAGGUGGUUUGAUUACAUGUCUCAUUCUGCCCAGAAUUCCAACUUAAGGACCUUUAAGUUCCAAGCUUCUUGCCUUGGAUUCUAUAAUUUUAACACCAGAGGUGCCACGCUCAUGAGAAUGUUGUUUUUCCAAUUACAAAAACAAAUGGUCUAAUGAUCCAGGGCUGGGCCGAGGGAGUAGGUAAACUCUCAAAACCCAUCCAAGGUACAGUGAGGUACUUAUGAAACUAUUUUAUGCUUUAAUUUACAUCUAGCAUUUUUUUUUUUUCAACAAGUUGGUCGUCUCCCGAGGCAGGGUGACCCAAAAAAGAAAGAAAAUCCCCUAAAAGAAAAUACUUUCAUCAUCAUUCAACACUUUCACCACACUCACACAUUAUCACUGCUUUUGCAGAGGUGCUCAGAAUACAACAGUUUAGAAGCAUAUACGUAUAAAGAUACACAACAUAUCCCUCCAAACUGCCAAUAUCCCAAACCCCUCCUUUAAAGUGCAGGCAUUGUACUUCCCAUUUCCAGGACUCAAGUCUGACUAUAAGAAAAUAUUAUUAUACAUUAUUAUAAUUAAAAUCAAAACCAAGCGCUAAACCCACGAGGAUCAUACAUACAUGUAGUAUUGAAAUCAUAAUCCUUAGUUCACUAAACAUUUGUAUUUAACAAAAAUUAAAUUCACAUCACAUUGUAAAUUUACUAAGCAUUUAUAGUUUCAUAUUCUUCUUGACAGAAACUGAAAUCAUAUGCAGAAAGAUAAUAUUUUUAACAAGCUUGAGUUCACCACAUGCUGAAAUUUAUCAGCAUCAAGCUU
Messenger RNA from Cherax quadricarinatus, 11763 nucleotides. RefSeq names its product guanine deaminase. Gene Ontology annotation, molecular function: guanine deaminase activity; zinc ion binding. The record is from RefSeq and is a predicted model, not a curated record. Gene Ontology annotation, cellular component: cytosol. Gene Ontology annotation, biological process: guanine catabolic process. Lineage: Eukaryota; Metazoa; Arthropoda; Malacostraca; Decapoda; Parastacidae.